UCGCCGCUCCGCUCCGCCAGUUCUCCUCCGCCGGCGGUCCGUUCUGCUCACGCGCUUUGGCCUCCGCCGCCGCCGCCAGCCACCAUGCCCGCUCCAGGAAUCAAGAAGGCGUUCCGCGGAGACGGCUCGGGGAGCCUACUGGCCCCGCAGACGCCCAUGCAGGUAGCGGCCAUCUUCGGCGCCGAGUUCCUGGGCACGGCGCUGCUGCUGUUCGUGGGCUGCAUGGGUAGCAUGCUGCCCCUUGGCAAGUACACUCUGGAGAACCAGCACCUGCAGACAGCAAUGGUCUUUGGUAUCACCGUCAUGUUUGUCAUCCAGAUUAUCGGGCACACGAGCGUGGCGCACAUCAACCCGGCGGUGUCGCUGUGCUCGCUCAUCCUGGGCAAGAUCCGCGUCGUCACCUUCGGCGUGUACGUGGCGGCGCAGAUCCUCGGCGCCAUCGCCGUGACGCCGAACCACUCGUGGAACGACACGCAGUUUGGCUGCUGCUCCUCGUGCCUGAACAUCCCGAGCCCCAGCCUGAGCAACGUGCAGGCGUUCCUCGCGGAGUUCAUGGUGACGUGCGUGCUCAUCUUCCUGGUGUGCGGCGUGUGGGACGCGCGCAACAAAAACGACUCGGCCGCCCCCAUCAAGUUCGGCCUCACCAUCAUGGGGCUGGCGCUCGCCGAGGUGUAUUGGGCGGCGCCUUUGACCGCGUCGGUGUUCGCGACGCUCUUCUACUCGUACGUGCUGAACACGGACUACUCGCGCAAGGAGAGCGCGGAGGAAGUGAGCCUGACGGCAAUCAAGGGCGACGGCCAGAGUGCCAGUCGGAACGCCGCCGAACCGGACGAGUAGACUCGGGAUUCUUGAUCUCGUUGCGCUAGAAUGACACGUCAUCCGGACGCUUCCGAAUCGUCAGAUUCUUUUGUUUGGGCAUUUAUUCGAAUAACGCUGGGCACAGAUCCACUUAAUUUCAUUUUUUUCUCUUUAUCGAAAAGUGGAUAAUUUAAGACAUGCGUUAUUUUAAUAUGUUAUAAAAUAUAAAAGAUUAAUAAAAAUUUUUCGUUUUUAAAACUUUAGUAGCUUUCUACUUUUGGUCAAUUUUACAUAUUAUAAUCGAGUAACAGACGUUAAUCAUAAUGUAAAUGUGAUGAUUGAUGCCACUGUUCUUAUUAUUGCAAAUUAAGAAAAUUCUUUUUUAACGUCCAUAUGAGAAUUCAAAGAGUAAUAUUAUUCACGUAUACUAUUUCAAAAAAUAUAGUGUACAACUAUAUAGGUUAUGAUUGCCAUCGUCAUAUUAUACAAAUGUGAACGCUCUUUUUAAACAAUUCUUUUUAAUGUUCUCGUUUUCUUGUAUAUUUAAUGCUCACAGCUAAUUUUUCAUAGGAAAGUCUAAGUGUUUUUGUGCCGGCGUUUUGGUACACGAUAUAAUGCUUGAACAAAGUCUUGUAUAUGUGGAAACGGAUGGAUGUCAUUGCUUGUCAUUCUUCUCGAGACAAUUGAAUUCUAUCCCAAGACUUGUCUGGCAACUGGGCUAGUCGCUACUCAUCCAAACCACCCGAGUAAAUGCGUUCAUUUGUUUAUGUUUACUGUACCCUUACCCAUAGUUCAGUGUAUAAAUGAGUUACCGUGUGGAAGAUUCUUGAGAUCUGCUUGACAAAAACAAUAAACAAAAAAUGCAAGCUCUCCAUACCGAAUAUUUAUGAGAGAUAUUCUAUUCAUAUUCUUGAAUAUUUCUCAGCAGGUCUAGUUAUUUCAGUCUUAUUUGAGAGCUAUGGAAACUUCUAGAUGAAUUUAUUUCGUAGUAUUCUCAAUUCCGUCAGCAAAUUAUUAUUUGUUCGCUUUGCCGACUAACAGUAAUGCUUUUGCAGUAGAUGAGAAGUAUCGUUGUAAAUACUGUAAGUAGACAUUCAAUCCCAAUUCUAUACUCUGGCGUUUCUAGUGUCAGAUAUUUUGUACUUUGGGAUUAUAUUCUUCCAUGAUUCGUGCUUCUCAUUUAAAUAAGCAAGUGUAAAUAAAUUUGCAACGCAAAUACGUUUACUAACAGGACGUUUGUUAGUCGGGAAAGCGAGAUUAUUUUCAAACAUCCAAUCACCAACGAAUCGAAGGAUAACACAUAUUGUGUUGUAAUAUAGUUUUACUGUACUAUAAUAGUCGCAUUUACUCGAUACUUCUUUAUAUAAAAUAUGUGCAUACAUAAAUAUAGCAAUAUAAAUACAUAUAAUUACAAAGUUGGCCAACAAACGGCUGUUUUAUUCUGGUCAUUCAACUGAGAUUUCCAUUGACAAGUACACGUAGUUAUUAUUUAGAUUUAAGUACAAAAGUUUUCUUAGAAACUACAUGAAGAGAGGGAAAAUAUUAAAAACUAAAAAUACUGAAAUGAUUUGUUCUAUUGUCUUUUUCAAAUUAAUGUGUACAGUAAAGUCGAGAAUGAGAACAUUAAGGGCCGCUGUGUUGAAAGUUAAUGGACGAAUAACCAUUGAAUAGAUGUGAAAGCGAGCUUAUGUGUAGUGUGCAAGCAUAUGUAUUUUUAUUAAAAUCUAUUUCAGAUGUUCUAAUUGUUUUCUUUCACUGUACUUUUUAACAGUUAUUUAUUUAACAGUUAUACAAUAUUAUACAG
Gryllus bimaculatus (two-spotted cricket) is the source of this 2602-nucleotide messenger RNA. The record is from the annotation of a GenBank genome assembly. Lineage: Eukaryota; Metazoa; Arthropoda; Insecta; Orthoptera; Gryllidae.